AUGGUUGAAAUGCGUAAACGUUGGAUUCGAGAACCAAGGCGUUGGAGUGUAUUGAAUUGUAUUCUACAAGAAAUAAUUACAAUGGGUAGAAAGAAGAAGAAGCAGACGAAACCGUGGUGUUGGUAUUGUAAUCGUGAGUUUGAUGAUGAAAAAAUUCUUUUACAACAUCAAAAAGCAAAACAUUUCAAAUGCCACAUUUGUCAUAAAAAAUUGUACACUGGCCCAGGUCUACAAAUUCAUUGUAUGCAAGUACAUAAAGAAAAUAUUGACAAAGUACCAAAUGCAAUCAAAGGACGAGACAAUAUUGAGAUAGAAAUAUAUGGAAUGGAAGGAAUUCCAGAAGAAGAUAUUAGAGAACAUGAUAAACAACGAGUUGGAAAAGACAAAGACGAAACAAAUGGUGGUAAUCUAAAAAUGAAUCCAGUUGCCAUGAUGCCCACGCUAAAUCAUGCUCAAAUGAAUAUGAUGCAAGCGCCAAUGAUGCCAUUAUUUCAAGGAAUGCCCUUUGGACUUGGACCAAUGCCACCUUCACUAAUGACACAAAUGAUGUCCGUACCUAUGGUGGCUCAUAUGAGACCACCAAUGAUGCCACAGCAAGCAAUGCAACCGGCUACCAUUGUUUCAACAGCAGCAGUAACAACACCAACAUUAUCAUCAAUUGUCAAUCACACUGGAUCUCCCACUAUAAUAGCAGCUGCGAAACCCUUGUUUCCAUCGGGAGUGAAUGUCGAUUCUUCGUCAAGUGAAGCAACCAAAUCUCAAUCGCCAACAUCGACUUUAACAUCGAAUCAUCAAUCGAAAGCAUCCCCAAAUACCAGUAUUACAUCAAAUAUGCCAUCAGCAUUUCCAGUCUAUACUCCGUCAUCGUUGUCCGGAACUACAGCGACCAAAACGAAAAUUGAUUCAGGUGGUGGAAAUACUAAGAUAAUCCAUCCGGAUGAAGAUAUAUCAUUGGAAGAGUAUCGGGCAAGUUUACCGAAAUAUAAACCAACGUUAUUUACUGGUCAUCAGAUGCCAGCAAUGUCAAUGGGUGCACCUCCAAUGUUAAAUUUUACAUGUCCGCCUUUGCCUGGCUUAUCCUUUUUAACUAGUAACUCGCCGGUGUCAUUUCAGAGUGGACCACAACAAAUUGCAAUGACAAUUAAUCCUAAUGGACGAUUCUAA
Didymodactylos carnosus is the source of this 1164-nucleotide messenger RNA. Lineage: Eukaryota; Metazoa; Rotifera; Eurotatoria; Philodinida; Philodinidae. The record is from the annotation of a GenBank genome assembly.